Messenger RNA from Cloeon dipterum, 3853 nucleotides. It is a transcript of the gene spdi, whose product is annotated as split discs. The record is from RefSeq and is a predicted model, not a curated record. Gene Ontology annotation, molecular function: protein binding. Gene Ontology annotation, cellular component: microtubule organizing center; filamentous actin. Lineage: Eukaryota; Metazoa; Arthropoda; Insecta; Ephemeroptera; Baetidae. Gene Ontology annotation, biological process: actin cytoskeleton organization. Bases 244 to 3552 code for a protein of 1102 amino acids. The transcript is spliced from 15 exons.
UGGCUCUGUGCGGCCUUUAAAUUUCCUGGAUGAGGCGUCCUCCCUCGACGCCUUUGAUUAUUUACUCACUUAGAUUACGCAGCCAGUCGGUCGGAGCCCCGCUUUUCACAAAAAAUUAGUGCCAGAUAAAACGAUGUUUAAUCUUAACUGUCGCUGUUGGCAAUCCGCAGUAUUGAGAGUUAUCUGGCUGUGCGUGCAUCACAUCAGUAGUUCAGCUGAAUAGAGGAAUUCAGAACAGUAAAAAUGGAAAAAAUCCGCAGAUGGUUUAGCUCGUCGUCCCUAAAGAAAAGGUCGGUGACUUCGAGUCUCCCGAACACCACCAGCGGAGCCACCCCCGUUCCGGACAAGGGCAAGAUUUCUACUAAAGGCAGUGCCCGUGCCAAUGCAAAUGCGACACGUCCGCCGCCGCAGCCGCAACCCGAGACCGUUACGAAUCCUCCACCGAGCCAAGCGGAAAAUCGUCCAGCAAACUCGUUAGUCAAAAGUCCGACGACAGCUGUGCUAGACCUCGAGGCCAAGGUCCUGGAGCUGUCGAAAAUGCUUCAAUCAAAGGAAGCUGAAGUGAAUGUGCUUAAGGGGGAACUUAAAGAGGCGGAAAAAGAAAUGGCAUCAUCCGCAGCGGCUGGCAAUGCUCAGAUCAAGGAGUUGCGUGCCGAGAACAAAGCUUUGAAAACAAAGCUGGCGCAGUUAGAAGCGGCCGCAUCUGCGAUGGCCACCGCGAAUCCUCCCGCGUCUCAGCUGCAGCCGCUUUCAGACACGGAAAAAUUAAUGCUCGGCCAAAUUCACCAGCAUUCGUCUGCGCCAGCGUCGAUUGCCGGGACAGAGCCACCAACGCCCUAUGAUGUGCUUGGAAGUGAUAUGCUAGCGUCGACCUGCUCGCAAGGAGUACCUGGCACUCCAGAUUGGGAACACCAAAGUCUCGGGAGCUGCAGUGAAGUAUCUGUCGCUGGGCUACAAGACCGCAUACACCAAAUGGAGGAAACUCACUACAGCACGAGCGAAGAACUGCAGGCCACGCUGCAGGAGCUGGCGGAUUUGCAACAUCAGCUGGCCGAGCUGCAAGGAGAAAAUUCGCGGAUCACUGAUGAAAAAGCCGUCGUGCUGCAGUCACUGUGCAAACAGACUGAACGCCUCGAGGACUGCAGAGCCAGAUCUGAGUCGCUGACCGCCUUGCUCUGCUCUGAGGGACUGCCCGCGCCGACCGACACCGAAACUAAACUUCUGGAGAUCAUUAAAGGUCUUCAUGAGGAGCGAUCCGAGCAGCAGACCUUGAACGAAGCGGCGGAGGCCAGGGUUAGAGGCACCCUUGAAAGACUGUCCGCUGCAGAGACUGCCUCUGUCAGGCAAAAUGAGCGAGUCUCCCUACUUCAAGCCCAGGUUGAGGUCAGCGUUGCUGAGAAAAAAAGGCUUGAGGACAGACUUGAAGCGGCACUCAGAGAGGGUCAGGAGAAGACCAUCGAGUAUGAGCGGAUGGAAACACUUCUCGCCAAUGCGAAAGCUAAGAUUGAAGAGCUUGAAGAGUGCAGAUCGACCCCUGCUGAUGAAACGCAGCUCGAGUCCAGACUGGAGAGCAUCCGGUCAGAGAAAGAAGAGUUGGAAGGAAAAAUAGUUGAAUUGCAGGAGCAACUGUCAAAGGCGCAAGGGGAAGUUGCUCGAAUCAGGGAGACCACUAACACUCUUCAAGAAGAGCUGAAGGUGUCUCGCAACAAUGCUAAGUCCCAGGUUUCCGAACUAGAGUUUGUGAUAAAUCAGGAGAGGGAGGAGACCAAGAGAGCGCAAGCCGCUGCCACAGAGCAGGCGGCUCAGGCGCAGAGACAUUUGGAGGACAAGCGACAACUGCGGGCCACUCUCUCUGAAGCCCAAAGGGAAAACAUAGCCUUAAAAGAAGAAAUGAAGACGGUGCAGGCUCAGUUAGAGGAAGAAAAGAGGCUCAGAGCCGAGGAGAAUGAAGAGUGGGUGCAGUUCCGAAGUGACCUGCUGAUGACUGUUCGAGUAGCCAAUGAUUUCAAGACAGAGGCCCAGCAACAGCUGGCAAAACUGCUAGUUGAGAACAAAUCGCUCAAGGAGAAAAAUCGUUCCUUGGAAGCUGAAUUGGCCAAAGCAAAGGCACUAAACAGUCAAGCACUGAGCUAUGACUCUCUUGCAUCCAAUGGUGCUGGACCCACUCUGGAGGAUCCAAAAUUCACUGACACUUUGCUCGCAUACGAUGACAUAAGAUCAAACUUUGUCAUCAGCGAAGAAGAGUAUGUAGACGAGUUUGAAACAAACACUAACUCAAGUGUGGAUGAAGCUUUUCUCAGCUUUACUGAAAACGAACACGUAGCUCUCGCAACUAGGAACGCAGAUGAGACUGAUAAGGUGUGCUUGGUGUCUCCACUCCCUCCUCCACUGCCGAGCACACCGCCCCCACCUUUGCCGACAAUUUUUGACGAUUACAUUGAUGCUGUUAACGAGGAAGUUUCUCUGGCUGAGCACCAGAGCGAUCCCGAAAGCCUGAUCAUAGUCAGUCCCAACCUCUCUGACAAGAGAAGGUCUGAACCGCAGUUCUCGGCUGCUGACUAUAAAGAAAAUAGCUGGUUGCUCCAGAGAAAACUGUCCCUUCAAAUUCCAACGCAAACAUCCUCAACACGAGUAGUGCCAAAGCCUGCAUUUGACAGUGCAAGUCAAAUGACUCAACAAUCUCCCUCGAGGCCAGUGAGUACCUCGUUGUCUGAGGCGCCCCCUUCGCCUGUGCCCACCUCUCCAGCGUGCGACGCGGUUUUCUCCUCCGUGCAGCAAGAAAUGGCGGCGGCCGCGAGGAGGCUGCGAGGAACCGCGAUCGCCGACAACAGACUCUCAGUCAAAAACUUGAUCGAGAGCAUCGAGAACGCCACCAAGCAUCACAAGGCUGGCGGUGACUGCGGUGAGAGCCGAUGCAGCUCAACUUCGAACAGUAUUGCCACGACCCCGACGAGUCCCACUCCGUCGCCAUGCAACACGCUCCCUUCCACCCCGUCCCCGAUUCCUCCAGCGGUCGAACUCUCAAAGAGCCCGCUGAGAGACCAGCAACAGAAUAACCGGACUACAACUUCCCUUACCAGAAAAACUAGCUUUCAAGAGUAUUUGAAGGAACCUGUAAAACCGACAAAAUCGGAGGAACCGCCAAGCGUAGUAUCCCAACGCCCAAGACACUACUCUAAUCCUGAAGUUGCCUCUAAGGACCCUCUGUGGAAGUUGGUGAAAAACGGCGGUUCGAAGCGAAACGCACUGCUCAAGUGGUGCCAGGCGAAGACAGCUGGUUACAAGGGCAUUGAUAUCACCAACUUCUCGAGCUCAUGGAACGACGGCCUUGCUCUCUGUGCCCUUAUUCACUCUUACCUGCCUGCACUUGUUCCGUACAACACACUUGUGCCCACUGAUAAGAGGAGAAAUUUCUCUGUGGCAUUCUCAGCCGCUGAGAGCGUUGGAAUUCCUACUACUUUGAGUAUUGUGGAGAUGACCCACAUGGAGCGACCUGAUUGGCAGCAAGUCAUGGCCUAUGUGACAGAAGUCUAUAAACACUUUGAAUCCUAGGAUAAUUUUCUUUGCAUACUAUUCUAUAUGUCCACUUUAUUAAUACCUACUGCAAGAAUUUCAUUUUAUCUCUGUAAAAAAUGUAUGUUAGUCCGUGGUUAAAUAUUGCAAGCCAGUGAGAAAUUUCUCCUGAAACUUACUCUAAAAAAAUCGUCCAAGUGCGUGGAUCUCGUGUAUUGUACUGGCGUUAACUUUACAUGGAACUAAAGACUGCUUAUUUUUAUAUUGUAUGCUUUGAUCAUGAGUUGUUAGAUAAAAUAUACAGUAAUAAUAAAGACGUCAAGUGAUUAAUAUUCUGCAA